Messenger RNA from Amphimedon queenslandica, 1913 nucleotides. RefSeq lists its product as uncharacterized. The record is from RefSeq and is a predicted model, not a curated record. The transcript is spliced from 8 exons. Bases 81 to 1883 code for a protein of 600 amino acids. NCBI's taxonomy places the organism in Eukaryota, Metazoa, Porifera, Demospongiae, Haplosclerida, Niphatidae.
ACAAACAAACAAACGCUUUCUCGCCUUAGUGGGGCGAGCUCAGGCUCGCCCCAACUCAGGCUCGCCCCAAUAAAUGGAAUAUGGAAAGAAUACACUCUUCGGUGCUUUUGUUUCUAGAUAUAUUGAAAUGUACUUUUUAUCUCCUUCUUAUCUGGUUCUUUCUUGCAGCUAUCCCUAACUAUCAAUCUCCAGAGACAGUAGGUUGUACUGCACGUGAUUGUAAGGAACUGUAUGAUCAGGGACAUGCUUGUAGUGGAGUGUACACUAUCAAACCAGAUAUGCUACCUGCUUUUGAGGUUUAUUGUGAUAUGAGUAAUGGUGGUGGUUGGACUGUAUUUCAAAGGAGAAUGGAUGGUUCUGUUGACUUUUAUCUCAAGUGGGCUGACUACCAAAAAGGAUUUGGAGACCUCAAUGGAGAGUUCUGGCUGGGACUUGAUAAAAUACACCGACUCACAGCAACAGGCAGUGCUAGCCUACGUGUUGACUUGGAAGAUUUUGAAGGUGUUAGUGUGUUUGCUCAUUAUUCUACAUUUAUAGUUGGAAAUCCACAUACAAAAUAUACACUAACAGUAGGAGGAUACAGUGGGAAUGCUGGAGACAGCUUAUCUGUUCAUGAUAAGAUGAAAUUUUCAACUCAUGAUCAUGACAAUGAUAUUGAUGAUGUUCAAUGUGCUAGUACAUACAAAGGAGCAUGGUGGUACUUUAAGUGUCAUUAUUCAAAUCUUAAUGGUUUAUAUUUGACUGGUACUCAUAGCACAUUUGCUAAUGGAGUGAACUGGCUAGAUUUCAAAGGCUAUCAUUAUUCCUUGAAGGUGUCUGAAAUGAAAAUUAAUAGGAAACACCAUUUUCAUUGGAGGAUAAUAAAUAUAGACCUCUAUAUGGCUGCUAUGGAUUUAAAUGAUGAGAACUUGAAUAACAGGUUGAAUGAUCAGAACUUAAAUCAUCAGAACUCAAAUGAUCGGAUGGAUAUUGCAAGGCUACAUACCUUAGUGCUUUUCAUACUGGAUACCAUGAUAACUAUUUUUUGUCUACUGUUUCUUAUCUGGUUUUUUGUUGGAACCAUCAUCACUAUCAAUCAAUACAAUUCUGAUAAUCAAGAGACAGGUUGUAUUGCAUAUGAUUGUAAGGAUAAUAGAUCUAAUGAUUCUGGUCAUCACGAGACAACCAUAGUGAAAACAAGCUGUACUGCAUGUGAUUGUAUUGAAUCUGAUCGUCAAGACACAAACAUAGCUGAGACAAGCUGCUUUGCACAGGAUUGUAAGGAACUCUAUAAGCAGGGAUAUAAUUGUAGUGGAGUUUACACUAUCAAACCUGAUGAACUAUCUGCUUUUAAGGUUUAUUGUGAUAUGAGUAAUGGUGGUGGUUGGACUGUAUUUCAAAGGAGAAUGGAUGGCUCGGUUAACUUUUAUCUCAAGUGGGCCGACUACCAAAAAGGAUUUGGAGAUCUCAAUGGAGAGUUCUGGCUGGGACUUGAUAAAAUACACCGACUCACAGCAACAGGCAAUACUAGCCUACGUGUUGACCUAAAGGAUUUUGAAGGUGUCAGUAGGUUUGCUCAUUAUUCUACAUUUAUAGUAGAAGGUACACACACUAGCUACACACUAACAGUAGGAGGAUACAGUGGGAAUGCUGGGGACAGCUUAUCUGGUCAUCAUAAUAAUAUGAAAUUUUCAACUCAUGAUCAUGACAAUGAUAUCUAUGAUGGUAACUGUGCUCUUGCAUACAAAGGAGCAUGGUGGUACUCUAAAUGUCAUGCUUCAAAUCUUAAUGGUUGGUAUUUGGCUGGUACACAUAGCACAUAUGCUGAUGGAGUGAUGUGGGCACAUUUUAAAGGCCUUCAUUAUUCUUUGAAGGUGUCUGAAAUGAAAAUUAAUAGGAAAUAAGAGCAUUGUCAUUUUCCUUAGUAGUUACCU